AAGAAAAAAAGUUAGUCCCGUGUGCCGGAUUAAAGAAAAGCGGUGAAAAAAUCUUUCACAAGAUUUCAAUAAAAUUUAAAUAAAUAAACUCUUGAAUCCUGAAUCUCUAAAACAAAUAAUUUUUUUCUAAUGGCUUCCGGAGUAACUGUCUCAGAUAUUUGUAAAACCACUUAUGAAGAAAUCAAAAAGGAUAAAAAGCAUCGUUAUGUAAUCUUUUAUAUUCGAGAUGAAAAACAAAUUGAUGUCGAAGUAAUAGGCGAUCGAAAUGCAGAAUAUGACCAAUUUUUGGAAGAUAUCCAAAAAGGAGGAUCUGGAGAAUGCCGCUAUGGUCUUUUUGAUUUCGAGUACAUGCAUCAAUGUCAAGGGACAUCAGAAAGCUCCAAGAAGCAAAAACUAUUUUUGAUGUCAUGGUGCCCAGAUACUGCCAAGGUCAAAAAGAAGAUGUUAUACUCGAGUUCUUUUGAUGCGCUGAAGAAAUCAUUAGUAGGUGUACAAAAAUAUAUUCAAGCGACAGAUCUUUCAGAAGCAUCACGCGAAGCAGUUGAAGAAAAAUUACGCGCCACUGAUCGCCAAUAAACAUUACAGCUCAAACGAAUAUGGAACAAUUUCCACCAUAUCAGCUCAAAUUAAACUUCGUUUUUAAAAUCUUUUAUCUCUUUUUACUUCAAAAUAAUUAAAUUCGAUUUUUAAAAUUCACAACAAAAUCAUAAAAUUUGUCCUCACAUGAGUUUUUUUGAAACUUUAUUUAGGUAAACUGAAAUGAAAGAUAAUUGAUUAAAGAAAAGCAUUUUAAUGGAUUUUGAUAUCUAAAAUA
Molecule: messenger RNA, 814 nt
Organism: Clunio marinus
Lineage: Eukaryota; Metazoa; Arthropoda; Insecta; Diptera; Chironomidae
Source: the annotation of a GenBank genome assembly